AUGGAUUACAUGAAUAGAAUUUUUAGGCCAUACUUAGAUAAGUUUGUGAUAAUAUUUAUAGAUGACAUACUAAUAUACUCUAAGACCCCAGAGGAACAUGCAAGUCAUCUUCAAAUAGUGUUGCAAGUACUUAGGGUUAGAAAACUUUAUGCCAAACCAAGCAAAUGUGAGUUUUGGAUGUCAGAAGUAAAGUUUCUUAGCCAUGUGAUCAAUAAGGAAGGAGUGGCAGUGGAUCCCUCCAAAGUAGAGGCAGUGCUAAAAUGGGAACAUCCUAGGAAUGUGACAGAGGUUUGGAGUUUCUUAGGAUUGACGGAGUACUAUAGUAGAUUCAUAAGGAAAUUCUCCCAAAUUGCCCUGCCAUUAACCAGACUGACUAGGAAGGACCAACCCUAUGUGUGGGAUCAAAAAUGUGAAAAGACUUUUCAGACUCUUAAGACCAAUUUAACCACUAUGUGUUGGUCAUACCAGAUCCAACCUUAA
Cicer arietinum (chickpea) is the source of this 480-nucleotide messenger RNA. RefSeq lists its product as uncharacterized. NCBI's taxonomy places the organism in Eukaryota, Viridiplantae, Streptophyta, Magnoliopsida, Fabales, Fabaceae. The record is from RefSeq and is a predicted model, not a curated record.